Messenger RNA from Colletotrichum abscissum, 915 nucleotides. RefSeq lists its product as uncharacterized. The coding region runs from base 1 to 915 and encodes 304 amino acids. The record is from RefSeq and is a predicted model, not a curated record. Lineage: Eukaryota; Fungi; Ascomycota; Sordariomycetes; Glomerellales; Glomerellaceae. The transcript has a single exon.
AUGCUGUUGAUUCCGCCAGACGCCAGCGUGGCAGAUGACUUUGUGGUUAUUCAGACGGUCUCCUCGAGUGACUGGGAUGACGACGAUCUCUACGAUGAACAGCCGCCUACGUGUAUUCAGUAUACUGUCGAAUGGAAGUUGACAGCGAAUAAUAAAUUAGUUGCCAGAAAAAGCGAACCAGACCUUGUCCUCGCCCCGAAUGCUGUUUCGACACGAAUCCUUCGACACAAGCUUGAUCGGCUGGGUACGAAGAAGCUGCCCUGCAACAAGUCAUUGAAGAUUGAUGAUACUGACGUCGUCGUAUCUGUGUACGGCCGCACCCAGCGUGACCUUUUCAAACGAUUCGACGAACUGGACGUAGAUUGGAUUAUUGUAGAGGGACACUUAAAAACCUGGAGUCACCUUUACCGUGCUGGACGAGCGAUCACUAUCAAAACAUCUUUCAACUAUGUGGAAAGCGGACCUUCGAGCACAGCAAAGCGGGGCAUCAAGCGUCGCUCCUCUUCUAUCACGCAGGACCGGCUACAAGAACGGACGGUCUUGCUUGAUGCUGGAGAGUCGUCCACAGGCCAGCCGUCUACCUGGCAGCGUGUCUACAGUCUGAUGCAAUGUCCCGGGUCGCCCUGUGACCUUGGACCGCAUUGUUGGCGGGAUGGAGUCUGGAAGAGGCAUUACAAGCUGAAGUGUCAUCACUUGAGAGCCCUAGUUCGAUACGUGGACCAGCCCGGCGUAUUGGUGAACCGUAAUGAUGUGCCUGACAAUGUUCGCAAUCAGCUUCAUGCCGAGGAGCAACAGGAAAAAAAAGACACCGAAAAGCCAAAGCGAAGACCUCGUCCUUCGGCAAUUGCCCGCCGAUCAAAGUCACUAAUGUGGUGCCAGCUUCAUCGCCUCCAUCCUCAGCGGAGGUUACCAUGA